CUCGCUCCCCCCACCACCCUACUGUUAAAAACACAAAAGACCCAUAUUCCUCUCUCUCUCUCUCUCUCUCUCUCUCUCUCUCUCUCUCUCUCUCCACCCCACUGUUAAAAACACAAAAGACCCAUAUUCCUCUCUAACAACUUCUCUCUAUCAAAGGACAUGGCCCUUUGAUGUGAGUCUUGUUACAUGGAUACCUUAUUUAGGCUAGUCAGUCUCCAAUCAGACCAAUCCUACAACUCCAGUAGAACUUCAAGCAGUUCAAGAUCCUCAAGACAAAACCACCCACACCAUCAAGAAGAAUGCAGCUAUCUUUUCAUGGAUGAAGACGAUUUCUCUUCUUCUUCUUCCAGACAUUUCUUCCCAUACAACACAACCCCUCCAAACACCACUUCCGCCACACAUCCCACCACCACACAUGUUACUACUACACAUACCUCCACCACCCAUCUUUUUGAAUCACCCCAAUUCAAUUUCUCCCCCACUCCAAACCUACAAUUGCCAUCCUCAACAUCAGCAUCUGGCAAGUGGGCCACCGACCUAUUAAUAGAAUCCGCCCGAGCAAUCGCCGAUAAGAACAGCGCACGUGUCCAACAACUGAUGUGGAUGUUGAAUGAACUAAGCUCUCCCUACGGCGAUACCGAUCAAAAGCUCGCCGCAUACUUCCUUCAAGCACUCUUCUGCCGCAUGACAGACACCGGCGAGCGCUGCCACCGUACGUUGGUAUCCGCAUCAGAGAAGACAUGUUCGUUCGAGUCGACUCGUAAGACUGUCUUGAAAUUCCAAGAAGUUAGCCCAUGGACUACGUUCGGUCAUGUUGCAUGCAAUGGUGCAAUUCUCGAAGCCUUUGAAGGAGAGAACAAACUCCACAUUGUAGAUAUCAGCAACACCUACUGCACCCAAUGGCCCACCUUACUGGAAGCUCUCGCCACACGCAACGACGACACUCCCCAUCUUCGAAUCACAACCGUCGUUGCAACCAAGGCCGUUGCAGGUAGCAGCAACGGAGCUGCUGCCGUACAUAAGGUGAUGAGAGAGAUUGGAAAUCGGAUGGAGAAAUUCGCACGGCUCAUGGGCGUACCGUUCAAAUUCAGUGUGGUCCACCAUACCGGUGAUCUAUCAGAUAUGAAUUUUGAUGAUCUUGAAAUCAACGACGAUGAAGCUCUCGCCAUCAAUUGCAUCGGUACAUUGCAUUCCAUCACUGCAGCUGGGUCCCGCCGCGAUGCAGUGCUAUCCGUCUUUCGACGGAUGCGGCCGAAGAUUGUAACGGUAGUAGAGGACGAGGCUGAUCUGGAUAUUGGAAUUGACGGUGCAGAUUUCGUUAGGGGUUUUCAAGAAUCCCUCCGGUGGUUUUCCGUUUACUUCGAGUCAUUGGACGAGAGCUUCCCACGUGCAAGCAACGAGCGCCUGAUGCUCGAGCGUGCGGCGGGCCGCGCUAUCGUUGACCUCAUCGCAUGCCUGCCAGAUGAGUCGGUGGAACGGAGGGAGACGGCCGCGCGGUGGUCGAGACGCCUCCAGGCCGCCGGAUUCGCUCCUGCAGCAUUCAGCGACGACGUGGCUGACGACGUCCGCGCUCUCCUGAGGCGGUACCGGGACGGGUGGUCGAUGAUACAAGGCGGCGAUGCGGCCGGAAUCUUUCUAGCGUGGAAGGAACAGCCCGUCGUGUGGGCGUGCGCAUGGAAGCCAUGAUGCGGAUCUUUACAGCAUCUAGCACGUGUGAUUAUGCAUGGGAGGUGAAUUGGCACGUGUGCAUGGUAAGAAUUCACAUGAGCAUGGCAUGGAAUUGGGACGGUAAUGUAAGGAGAGUGAAAAAAAAAAAAAGAAAAAAAAAGGAGGGAAGAAUUGCUUGAAUAGAAUACGUUCGAAAAAGAAUAUAUUAUUGUUGUUAUAUUAU
Molecule: messenger RNA, 1891 nt
Organism: Magnolia sinica
Lineage: Eukaryota; Viridiplantae; Streptophyta; Magnoliopsida; Magnoliales; Magnoliaceae
Product: protein SHORT-ROOT-like
Exons: 1
Coding region: 187-1686 (499 amino acids)
Biological process (GO): asymmetric cell division; leaf development; radial pattern formation
Cellular component (GO): nucleus
Molecular function (GO): DNA-binding transcription factor activity; sequence-specific DNA binding
Source: RefSeq, a predicted model, not a curated record